Cladophialophora carrionii CBS 160.54 is the source of this 444-nucleotide messenger RNA. RefSeq lists its product as uncharacterized. Gene Ontology annotation, biological process: regulation of DNA-templated transcription. The coding region runs from base 1 to 444 and encodes 147 amino acids. The record is from RefSeq and is a predicted model, not a curated record. The transcript has a single exon. Lineage: Eukaryota; Fungi; Ascomycota; Eurotiomycetes; Chaetothyriales; Herpotrichiellaceae.
AUGCAUUCGUACGUGGCAAAUAUCGAACCAUCAUUCGCGGACGAGCCAGACGUGUACAGAACGAUCUUGGCCAUAACUGAGGACUUCAAGAACCGAGUUAUCGACGUCCCACAGCUCCUCCGGAGGGUGGCGCACCUGUACAAUGAACAUGAGCGAGUCGAGCUGCUCAAGGCAGUUGAUGUGCUGCUACCCGAUGGGUAUCCUUUCGACCUUGCGCCCGGAAACAGUGUCAAUGCGGCCCUGAUGACGGUUCCUCUGCGGCGGCUCAGAAGUUCCAUACUAGAGUGGGCGCACAAUGUAGAUCCACAUGAUGUGGAGCGCGACGUUGGAGUUCCUCAAGACGAGGAAUGGACGGUAGAGACGUCCUCGAAUGGGAACAACAAGGGGACUGCUCGGAGACUGCCAGAAACAGAGCCGGCCACAAAGCGCCGGCGGACCUCGUGA